AUGGACAAGUUCAUCGAUGGGCGCUUCGAGCGCCUGGAAAAGGCACUGACGAGCCUCAUCGACUCCGUCACCAAGUAUCAUCCAUCCAUGAACCUCGCCGAGGAAGUCGUGGCUGCGGAUGCGGAACUAACAAAGGGCCUCGAGCAGGUGCAAACCCACCAAAAUAAUCACCUCCGAAUACUCGAGUUGCGGGAAGCCUCAGCCAGCCUCGACACUCAAAUACGGGACACCCUAACCAGCCUUGCCAACGCUCGCCGAGAUAUUGUCAACACGCAUACUACGAAGUUUCCCUCCGCCCCCAACUACCCCAUCGCGUACGAAGAGCUGCUCAGCUAUGCGCGGCGCAUUAGCAAGACAACAAUGCCGCCUGCGGGCACGAUAAACGCGUCUGUUGCCCCAUCAGGGCUGCAGAGUCCCACCGUUGGCGAAUCUCAAUCCCAGGCUGUAACGCCCGCGCCGACAACUCCCGCCGCCGGCGCGACACCAGGCGCCGCUACGACGCCCGCCACCACCACGCCGCUGCCGACGCAAAGUCCCGCCGCCGUCAACGGCGUUGGUGGCGGGGCGCAGCACCCCCACGCGCCGCAGCAAGGAGGCUCCUCCUCCGGCCCCUCGCUGCUGACGAGCCUGCCGGAGCCCAUGGCACAGUACCUGAACCCGCUCUCGGGCCAGGUCUUCUUCCCGUGGCCGCUGGAGGACAAGAUCCGGUCCGGGUCGCUCGCGGCCAACCAGGUCCUCGUCGAGAAAGGCAUAGACCCGCGCGGCUUCGACCCCGUCGCGGAGGAGGAGCGCAAGAGGAGGGAGGAGGCGGAGCGCAAGGAGCGCGAGGAGCGCGAGGCCCGGGAGCAGCAGGAGCGCGACAGGCUCAUGCGCGAGGAGAGGGAGCGGGCGCGGCUGGAGCGCGAGCGUCAGCGCGAGAAGGAGCAGGAGGAGUGGCGCAGGGCAAGCGUCGUGGCGGGCACGGCGGACGCGCCGGGGGCGGCGGCGCCCAAGGCACCGGAAAAGAAGCAGUUCCAGUUCACUAACCUGGACGAUCUGGACGAUGAUGACGACGAUGACUAG
Messenger RNA from Cordyceps fumosorosea ARSEF 2679, 1062 nucleotides. Its product is annotated as Mediator complex, subunit Med4. The record is from RefSeq and is a predicted model, not a curated record. Gene Ontology annotation, molecular function: transcription coregulator activity. Lineage: Eukaryota; Fungi; Ascomycota; Sordariomycetes; Hypocreales; Cordycipitaceae. The transcript is spliced from 2 exons. Gene Ontology annotation, cellular component: mediator complex; core mediator complex. The coding region runs from base 1 to 1062 and encodes 353 amino acids. Gene Ontology annotation, biological process: regulation of transcription by RNA polymerase II.